AUGUUCCAACACUUGCUACUGUAUGAGAUUGUCAACACCAGCAAUGUGGAAGCUAUUAAAGCUCUUUGCAGAGAAGGUGCUAGCCUCAAGGAACGUGCUAGCUUGAAGCUUUUUAUAAUUUCGGGAGGUUAUGCCUUCCCUUAUUACACCCAAACUUCUGUAGAAGCUGUUCCAGAAUAUGUGAAAUUAGUAAUGGCAUUAAGUACUUCCAUGGAGUCCACUGCAGUGGAUAUACAAUUACUUCCUAAUUCUGACCGGAUCUAUGAAUCAAUUACAAAUGGUUGGGGAAGCUCUGCUGAUAAUAAUACCAGCUAUUAUAAUGGGUGGGGGCUAGUUGUUGGAACAACACAUCCAGAAGCUACAAGCAGUGGAUGUAUGAAUGAAUCAGGGAAAGGGGACUACAGAGGAUGA
Molecule: messenger RNA, 411 nt
Organism: Prunus armeniaca (apricot)
Lineage: Eukaryota; Viridiplantae; Streptophyta; Magnoliopsida; Rosales; Rosaceae
Source: the annotation of a GenBank genome assembly